Molecule: messenger RNA, 769 nt
Organism: Gorilla gorilla gorilla (western lowland gorilla)
Lineage: Eukaryota; Metazoa; Chordata; Mammalia; Primates; Hominidae
Gene: GADD45GIP1
Product: GADD45G interacting protein 1
Exons: 2
Coding region: 49-717 (222 amino acids)
Cellular component (GO): mitochondrion; nucleus
Source: RefSeq, a predicted model, not a curated record
CCGGGCGUGGACAGCCCGGCGGGCCUGUGAGGACCCCGCACAGCCAAGAUGGCGGCGUCCGUGCGACAGGCACGCAGCCUAGUAGGUGUGGCGGCGACCCUGGUCCCGGGUUCCCGUGGCUACCGGGCGCGGCCGCCCCCGCGCCGCAGGCCGGGACCCCGGUGGCCAGACCCCGAGGACCUCCUGACCCCGCGGUGGCAGCUGGGACCGCGCUACGCGGCUAAGCAGUUCGCGCGUUACGGCGCCGCCUCCGGGGUGGUCCCCGGUUCGUUAUGGCCGUCGCCGGAGCAGCUGCGGGAGCUGGAGGCCGAAGAACGCGAAUGGUACCCUAGCCUGGCGACGAUGCAGGAGUCGCUGCGGGUGAAGCAGCUGGCCGAAGAGCAGAAGCGUCGGGAGAGGGAGCAGCACAUCGCAGAGUGCAUGGCCAAGAUGCCACAGAUGAUUGUGAACUGGCGGCAGCAGCAGCGGGAGAACUGGGAGAAGGCCCAGGCUGACAAGGAGAGGAGGGCCCGACUGCAGGCUGAGGCCCAGGAGCUCCUGGGCUACCAGGUGGACCCAAGGAGUGCCCGCUUCCAGGAGCUGCUCCAGGACCUAGAGAAGAAGGAGCGCAAGCGCCUCAAGGAGGAAAAACAGAAACGGAAGAAGGAGGCGCGAGCUGCUGCAUUGGCUGCAGCUGUGGCUCAAGACCCAGCAGCCUCUGGGGCACCCAGCUCCUGAGGCUUUGUCCCUUCCCAAUAAAGCCUGCUACCUGGCAGUACCCCUGAAGAGA